This is a messenger RNA of Talaromyces amestolkiae, 1785 nucleotides long. RefSeq lists its product as uncharacterized. Lineage: Eukaryota; Fungi; Ascomycota; Eurotiomycetes; Eurotiales; Trichocomaceae. The record is from RefSeq and is a predicted model, not a curated record. The transcript has a single exon. Gene Ontology annotation, cellular component: mitochondrial inner membrane. Gene Ontology annotation, biological process: mitochondrial respiratory chain complex III assembly; protein insertion into mitochondrial inner membrane from matrix. Bases 1 to 1785 code for a protein of 594 amino acids. Gene Ontology annotation, molecular function: ATP hydrolysis activity; ATP binding.
AUGGCGUCUCUCCUCCAACCCCAAAAUGCGACCACAGCACAAUCAUCACCAUCACCACUGUCAACCCUCCCCGUCCUCGAAACCUUCUUCCCCGGCUUCUCAAUAAUCUCCAUAUUCUUCUCCAAAUACCUCCAUCUGGACAUCAGCGCAUACCUAUCCUUGGUGUUCCUGUUAGCUACAAUAGUAGCAACAGUCCGCCUGCGCCUCGAAACCAUCAUUGAAAAUUUUCAGAGCUACUUCACAUCAACCAUUGAAGUGCGCAUGGACGAUGAAAUCUUUAAUUAUCUGAUGUACUGGGUCUCGCGCCAGGGGUUCUCGCGCAAAACUACACGCGCCGUAGCUAGCACAAAGACUCGCGCGAACUCGUAUUAUUCAGACGACGAUAUGUCUGGCGAUGAUACGGAUGAUGAGGAGGAUGAUGAGAAAGAUGAGAAAGAAUUUGCUGAUGCCUCCAACGAUUUUGAUUCGUAUUGGUCGCGCCGCGUGAACAAGGACAAAAUCAAGCCGCUGCGCAUUACUCCCGCAGAGGGAAUUCAUUGGUUCCGAUUCCGGGGAUAUCGCAUCAAGCUUCGGCGCGAACAGCUCGAAAAGAGGAAUUAUGGAUGGGGAAUGCCCGCCGAGAAGCUAUAUGUUAGUUGUUACGGUCGUAAUCCGGAGGUGCUGAGGCAGCUGCUGCUCGAAGCGCAGAGGAUGUAUGUUGAUCGCGACGGUGAUAAGACGAUUAUCUACAGAGCACAGAGGGAUUCGGGGGCUGAUUACGAUUGGACGAGGUGUAUGGCUCGACCGCCCCGGCCCUUGUCGACUGUUGUCCUCGAUGAUGCGCAGAAACAUGCAUUCAUUGCGGAUAUCAAGGAGUAUUUGCAUCCCAGGACGAGGCGGUGGUACUCAAAUCGUGGUAUCCCUUAUCGAAGAGGGUACAUGUUUUAUGGGCCGCCUGGGACGGGAAAGUCGAGUCUUUGCUUCGCCGCUGCCGGUGCCAUGCAUCUCAAGAUUUACCUUAUUAGCUUGAACUCGAAGACGUUGAAUGAGGAGUCUCUGGCGUCGCUGUUUCAGAGUCUACCGCGACGAUGCAUCGUUCUAUUGGAAGAUGUUGAUGCGGCGGGCGUUGCGAAUAAGCGUGGUGAGAAAUCCACUGAUUCUGCGGCUGAUAGAACGACAAAGACUGCUGGUGAUGAUAACUCGAAUGGAAGCAACGACACUGCUGCUCAGGGCGACGGAUCGACCGAAACCCCCAAACCUGAUAAUGAUACCACCACAAACCAGGGUAUCUCCCUUUCCGCUCUUUUGAACAUCAUCGACGGCGUGGCUUCUAGCGAAGGCCGGAUACUGGUAAUGACUACAAAUCACAUUGAAAAACUCGAUCCAGCCCUCUUACGCCCCGGAAGAGUUGAUCUGAGCAUUGCAUUCGGCUACUCUGACCGCGACACAGUCAAAAACCUCUUCAUGGCCAUCUACGCGCCUCUGGACUGCGAAGUACCCAAAUCAUCAUCCUCUUCACUAGUCACACAGAAGAUGACUCCUCCAACUUCACCCAAACACUCCCCAUCACCAUCAACAUCAUCAGCUACAAAAAUACCUACAAUAUCCUUCGACACGCACACCAAAGAAGAAAUCGCAGCCCUCGCCGAGAAAUUCGCCGAUGCGAUACCCGCCGGAGAGUUUACACCUGCUGAGAUCCAGGGUCAUUUGCUGCUGCAUAAGAAGAAUCCCAUGCAUGCUAUUGAGGAUGCAGAUCUUUGGGUACAGGGUAUUAGAGAGAAGAAGAGGGACAGGAAGGAGAGGUAG